This is a messenger RNA of Hylaeus volcanicus, 3797 nucleotides long. RefSeq lists its product as uncharacterized. NCBI's taxonomy places the organism in Eukaryota, Metazoa, Arthropoda, Insecta, Hymenoptera, Colletidae. Gene Ontology annotation, biological process: negative regulation of transcription by RNA polymerase II; glycerol metabolic process; positive regulation of transforming growth factor beta receptor signaling pathway. The record is from RefSeq and is a predicted model, not a curated record. Gene Ontology annotation, cellular component: cytosol. Bases 534 to 3596 code for a protein of 1020 amino acids. The transcript is spliced from 17 exons. Gene Ontology annotation, molecular function: GTPase activator activity; glycerone kinase activity.
AAAAAAAAUGAUGUAAACAAUAAAAUCAACACCACAAGUGUUUGAACCCCCGUUUUGAGCCUUACAAGGAAAACUAGGGAGUAAUAUCGCUAAAGUUGGCGUUGCUACUAAAAAAUAUCCCUCUAUGCAAAUCCUGUAAAGUUUUGCAGGUUUUGCACAAUUCUGAGAGUUCGUAUCUCUAUGUUCUCUUCAGUGUUUCUCUCGUAACAAAGUUGAUCAUAUCAAUCAUAUUCACUUGAUAAACUGCAAUAAAUCUUUUCUAAUGUAAACAUCAUCCACGUGCGGGCGUCAGUCUCAUUAUUGUUUUCUUUUGCAUUUCCAUUUCCAUUCUUGUGGCUCCUCUCUUUAGGUUAACUCAUAAUUUUUUAAAAAGUUGUACCUUCAAAUUUUGAAAAGUGUAUGUGUACGACUAUUCUUUUAGUUAAACUCAGUGCAAACAUCCAAUGGAAAUGUUUUAAAAGUAUAUGAUUUGUAAUAUAUUUGUCAUAUUUGGAAUUGUAUUAUUUAUUUGAGAGACACUUUUGUGCGAAAGUAUGUCUGAGGAACUGAUAAAUGAAAGUCUUUUGGGAAUAGCAGCAGUACACGGUGGCUUAGUUGUGUUAGAAGAUUGUCAGACAAUUUUACGUAAAGAUUAUAAAAAUAUGAUUGGACAAGUGAAAAUAAUAUCUGGAGGUAGAGCUGAAAAUAAAUUACCAUAUACAGAAUGCGUUGGUCAUGGUAUGUUAACGGCUGCAAUUUUAGGAAAUACUUGUGCACCUUCGCAGAGUAUUAUAAUGAGAGUUAUCGAAGAAUUUGAAUACGACUAUUCUUCUGGAAUAUUGUUAAUUAUAGACAAUUACGCUGACUAUUCUAUAAACUUUCAUUUAGCUAAAUUUCAUGCUGAAGAAAAAGGAUAUAUUAUUAAAGUAAUUCAAAUACCUACACAUUCUUUAUCCAUUACCGAGGAGCAAGGUUUUUUAGCAUCAUUUUUUAUGUAUAAAAUAGCUGGAGCUAUGUCAGAAGAAGGAAAGAAUAUAGAUGAAAUUUAUAAUCUUUGCAAACAUAUUGUCCAGAACAGAGAAAUAGUCCUUUUAAAAACAGAGUAUGAAAAUAUAAUUCAUAAGGAAUGUGACAUGGAAAUGCUUUCAAAUUCAGUUAAAGAAAUGUUUAAACCUAUGAUAAAUGUAUUGAAUACAAUGAAUCAAGACAAAGAAAAUAAGGAACUAUAUGAAACAAAUGAUCCACUUGCAAUCGGUUUGCAAACAAAUCCAUUUGCAACAUAUUGUGUUGGCCAUGAUAUUGCAAUUAUGAUAAACAAUUUAGGUUGCAGUCAGCUAGAAACAUACACUUUUAUUUAUAAAGUUUUGAAACAGACAAAAGUAUGCAGUUUCAAAAUAAAGCAAGUAUAUUUAAAGCCAUUAAUAACAAAUUCGAAUACCAAAGGCUUUAAUGUUUGUAUUUUAAAUUUAUCAAUUAAUCCAGUAUUAAUUAAAUAUUUGGAUUUCCCUACAACUGCACCUGCUUGGCCAAAAGUAUUAACUUCUGAUGUGAUAGAAAUGAAGAAAGAUGAUAAAAUAAAUGUAACUACAUCUGGAAAGUAUUGUAAGAAUGGUGAUACACUUCAUAUAAAUAUAAAAGGUCCAACGAUAAAGUAUGAAACAAGUAAAAUAUUUUUAUCAGUUAUAUCAGUGGCAUGUGAAGCAAUAAUAGCAUGUGCUAAACAAUUGAAUAGAAUAGAUCAAGAAUUUGGAAAUGGAAAUUACGGUACAAACCUUGCUCGAGGAGCUGAAGCUAUAAAAGAUACAAUUCAGGAAAAUAAAAUAUUUGGAACAAGCCCAUAUGCAACAUUUAUACAAAUUGGUCAUAUCAUUGACAGAACAGUAGAUGGUUUACAAGGAAAACUUUACACUCUAUUUUUUUUUAAUUUUGCUAAAGCUUUUUCAGAAUAUGAAAGUAACAAACAAAUAACCACUGAUAUGUGGUUAAAUGCACUAGUUAUGGCAAAUAAAGAAAUUGGACAAUUUCAGUUGUUUGAUGUAGGUGAUAAAACUAUGAUAACUGCUUUAACAACAAUACAAUUUUAUUUAGCAAAUGCACUAAAUGAAAAUACAGAUCCUAUUAAUGCAUUUGGUGUAGCUGUAAAAGCUGCUGAGAAUUUUGCUAUGAAUACUGUACAUGUACAAUCUUCCAGUAUGAAGACAUAUAAUGAAUUGAAAUAUCCUUAUCCUCAGGCACAUGCAAUAGGUAUAUGGAUGAGAGGUGCAUAUGAAGAAGAUGGACAGUACGAAUGCGAAGGAUGCCAAAGUAUUGGUAACGUGAAAUAUUUGAGUAAUGAACACGAAACUAGGACAUCAUUCCUUUCUGCUCAACAAUCGUUAACUCAAGAUGUUUGGUGUUUAUUGAAGCAUGCAUGUUUUAGGAGUUUAAGUUGCGAAGUACAUCCUGGUAAAGAAGGUGUCUGCUACUUUGGAGAUGAGUACAGGGGGCAUGUUUUAAGUCAUACGUUUACAUUAAAAGAUGCCCAGGCAAGAGGUUUUCGAAGAUGGUGCAGUUUUAUUGUCUUCAUGAGAGACAAACAGUUUCUUUUAAACAUGUGGCCUUUUCUAGUUGAUAAUUUAAAAGAAGUAAUUCGUGAAUUACAAGAUUUUGCUGAAAAGAAGUACAAUGCAGAAGAAGCAGAAUGUCCACAAAGAAUAGUUCGUCUAACAACAGCUAAUAAUGGAUCGAGAUCAUAUAAUCCAAACAAACAACCCAGAACAUUUAGGGACAUAACAAACGAGGAACAUGUUUUCAUAAGAAUCCACAUGUGGCUGGUAUGGAUUCUUAGCGCAGGAGCAAGACAUUGUAUAGAAAUUUUUCCCAUGAGCUUAUUAGAUGAUGAAUUAAGUUACAAUUUGGAGCAUCAAAUUGAAACUGAGGAAGGAUUUACUUUAGUAAAUGCCAAAUUACCUGUAAACUUAAAUUUAAAUUCAAACGAAUCGGAAGCGACCUCGGAGUUCUCAGAAGUUUCAGGAAAAUCUACUACAGUGAUACUCAGAGAUUUAAGAACCAUAUUAGGAAAAGACCAAUUUAGACAACUUUUAUAUUCUAGUUUAACGGGUGUUCAAAUUUUGGUAAGAGGUCCAAGUAUUCAAAGGUUGGAAUCUUUGUAUGGACUUAGUUCUCUUAUUCCAUGUGCAUGUCGAAGAGUCAAGGCUCGAGCGACAGAAUAUAUGGAUCCUAAUAAGUGUAACUUCAUUGGUAUGGAUAUUUCAGUGGCUGUUCCACUACCUUGCGCAAGUGUAUGUAGAUUAGAUAUUAUGUCUGAUGAACAUAAAGUUGAAAAUUCACAGUCACACGUCGUUAGAUGGACGGGUUCUUUGCCACUGAAACUUCCAACAUUACUAACAAAAAUUGAAAAAUCACUUGACAACGAAAAACUUGGAAAUUCUACCCUUAAAGCACAUUUUGCUGCGCUACAGGAAGAAUGGGCAAACAUCGCAAAAGUUGUCCAUGCCAUGCGAGGUCGUGGUCAUAGUGGAGACCUUUCUGGACUUAUGCUUAGCUUAGGUGCUGGUCCUCACGAUAAAAAAUUACUAGAUGCAUGGUCAAUGGGUUUACCACCAAACCCAGCAUGAAUUUUUUAAUUAACUGACAAUAUCUUAUACAUUGUAGAGUAUUAUUGGAUUUCAUAUAAUUCAAUGUAUAUGUAUUCUUAUUUGUAUUUUCAAUUUCUUUUUCAAUAUUUAUAUAUUCAAGGUUGUGCAUCAUUUUUUAAUUUAUAAUCAAAAGUAAGGACAAAAACUGAUGUCAAUAUAAAAUAAAUUAUUUUACAUACA